Saccostrea cuccullata (small rock oyster) is the source of this 1399-nucleotide messenger RNA. RefSeq names its product multiple epidermal growth factor-like domains protein 10. The coding region runs from base 575 to 1399 and encodes 274 amino acids. The record is from RefSeq and is a predicted model, not a curated record. Gene Ontology annotation, molecular function: scavenger receptor activity. Gene Ontology annotation, biological process: heterophilic cell-cell adhesion. Lineage: Eukaryota; Metazoa; Mollusca; Bivalvia; Ostreida; Ostreidae. Gene Ontology annotation, cellular component: focal adhesion. The transcript has 7 exons.
AUGAGACUCUUUACAGCGCAUGCUGCCAAAUGUCGAUUUUUUAUGUUCUAAGAGGUACAUUGCAACCUGUAUAUGUUAUAUUUUUUCAUUAUGUAAUACAAUUUUGUGUAUAUGGCGCAUAUAUUUCUUAUCUUAUAUAUAUUUUGUAUUAUUUUUCUUCUUAUAUCUUAUGUAUUAUCCAUUAACUACUUAAAAAUGCUUCUUCGUAUUGACACGUUCCUCUUGAGCUUUAAUGUAACUUCACGAAGAUAUUUAUAGUGUGAAAUCCUUUUCGAUAUGAUAUAAUUGUUAUAUUUGGAUUUACAUUGCAUUAUCUAUUUUUGUUUUCUUAAACAACAAGCUUACGAAGUCUUUCGUACAUGUAAGUUUAUGAUUUGAUUUGAUCAGAAGAUAAUCAUAUUGUGAUCAAUAAACUUUUGUUUUCAACGCAGAUGAGUUAUUGAUUAAAUCGUAUUUGAUGUACAAGUAUGGAGAGAAAAGGCAUAUGCAUACCUUGUAUUUCAUCCAUUUAAGUAAUUUUCGUUUCAUGUAUUAAUAUGUAAAAUGUCUGAUAAUUAUCGUUGUAGAAUGUAAUAUGGGGCUUUAUGGCAAAGAUUGUCAGGAAGAGUGUGGUCACUGUGUUAUACCUGAGACCUGUCACCACGUCAACGGAUCCUGUCCUGGGCAAUGUGAACUUGGAUAUCAGGGAGAUAAAUGCAAUAGAGAAUGUGAUGUGAAUUUUUAUGGCAAAGACUGUCAGGAAGAGUGUGGUCACUGUAGAGGUCCUGAGACCUGUCAUCACAUCAACGGAUCCUGUCCCGGACAAUGUAAACCUGGAUAUCAGGGAGAUAAGUGUGACUAUAAAUGUGACAAUGGAACAUUUGGACUUUGCUGCAAUUUUAGCUGUGCACAAGGUUGUCUGUCUGUCUGCAAUAAGAUCAACGGAACGUGUGAUCAGUGUCAAUAUGGAUUUGUUGGAAUAUUCUGCAAUAUAACUGUUGCAGAUGUUCAGAGUGAGGCUUCCACGGCUGCUGCUGCAGGAAUAGGCGCUUUCAUGUUAAUACUAGUCAUAAUAGUCAUUGUCCUAGCGGUUAUUUUAGCAAGGAAAGCAAGACAGAAAAAGGAAGGUGACAUAGUCCUAAAAGAAAGAAAACAAGCGUCUAACACCGAAGAAAACAAUAUUGAGGACAGACUAGAUAAAACUGAGAACCAUGCUGCUGUAGAAGAAAAUGCUGAGAUUGAGUACAUUGUCACAGACAACGGUCAAAAGAAAACACUCAUCAAAAUAGCUGAUCUGGGAAGAAUAAUCAAAGUAUUUUCGAUGGAAGAAAAUAAGAAAUUCACAGAGGAAUUUAAGGGAAUACCGUACGGUGAACAGCAACACAUUUCUUGUUCCGUGGCUAAACUACAACUGCGUUAA